Messenger RNA from Hyalella azteca, 6947 nucleotides. Its product is annotated as melanocyte-stimulating hormone receptor. Lineage: Eukaryota; Metazoa; Arthropoda; Malacostraca; Amphipoda; Hyalellidae. The record is from RefSeq and is a predicted model, not a curated record. Bases 397 to 1785 code for a protein of 462 amino acids. The transcript has 11 exons. Gene Ontology annotation, cellular component: membrane. Gene Ontology annotation, molecular function: G protein-coupled receptor activity. Gene Ontology annotation, biological process: G protein-coupled receptor signaling pathway.
UAAAACAUAAAUAAUUUUAUAUUUAUUUGAAAUUUUUCAAAAGAAACUCGUGAAUCUUACUCUAGGCCCCGAAAAAACGUUCCUCCAAGACGAAAAAAAAUUAUAAAAAUAAAAAUAAACUUACAUUUUCUGUGAAGCACCAAGCCGGAUUAGAAACAAAAAACCUACCCUGAAUAACAACCGCAACACAAAGACAGAUACAACAUACAUGGAGCUCUGGUUCGAACACAUGGCACAGGGAAAAAACUAAGAAAUUCAGGGCAAAUUGUUCUGUGAUACUAACAUUUUCGAACCCAAACCACCUCGGAAUGUUGAACUUUUUGAUUUGAAAAACCCAUUCAAAACAAAACCUAUUACUGAAAUAGAAAUUUAAAGUGUGAAACAAAUAAGCUGAAAAUGUCGGGUGCAAAUCUUCGCUUCGGAGUGACCAGCGCGGAUACCCAAAACCGGACGUUCGAAUGUCACCCCGGCGGAGUGACAUCAGCAACCAUCAUUCUUUCGCUGGGGUUCCUAGGCAUGGCCGCCAACAUCGUUCUCAUGGCUCUUCUCGUCGUCAUGAAGAAUCUCAGGAGAUGGUCACAAGGCCUCCUCUUCCACCAAGCCCUAGUGGACUGCCUGAGGGCGGCCAUCUUGGUACCGUUGGGCCGGUCCAUCUACGACUGCCAGCCGGUGGCCAAAUGCUCGCUGGUGGAGACAGCGUUCCUGCUACUAGUGACCGUGUCUACCAUCAAUAUGCUAACUACGGUAGUCAGUCAAGUUCUGAACGACGCGCCGCUCCUGCCGGAGGACACGGACCAGAAAGCCAUGCCCCUGAUGAUGGAGUCACCACAGUGCGUUCUCUUCGGCACCUCCAUGAUCUGGUUCGCCUCCAUCACCAUCAACCUGGGGCCUACAUUCCUCUCCGGGGCCCUCGCUGCCAACAUCGAUGAGGUGUACCACUCCCCCUCGUGCCCCAUCAUCAUGGGCCCGCUGCGCCACUACGUGCUCAACGUGCUGUGGAUCAUCACCAACCUGCUGGUGGUGCUGCUCACCGUCUUCCACCUCGUCAAGCUCUACAGGGACCUCAGCACCUCGUCCCUGGAGGCCGUCCGUGUCGCUUCCCUCGUCACCACCAUGAUCAGCGUCACCCAGGACCCCGAGGCGCGUGAACACCGUCAGGUGAAGAGCUACAUCGCGCGCAUGGAGAAGGAGGGCGUGGAGAGGGUGAAGAUGUUCGUGGUGGUGGUGGUGAUGUACCUCGUGUGCUGGGGCCCUCUCUUCCUGGUUACCCUCAUGACCCCUGCUGUGGACAAGCCGGGCCUCAGUCAUGACGUGACCCUACACAUCGCCUACAUCCACGCGUUCGUGAACCCUGCGCUGUUCCUCGUCCUACAUAAGGGCCUACGUCGCGCCGUAGCCAGCAUCGUCUGCUGCACCUGCUAUCAGGGGCGCGACGAGCCCCCCAGCCCCGACCCUGCCGACAGCCUCGCGUCAGACGCCGCCAUCACCGUGGCAGGUGGCUUUGGUGGACGUGGCAUGAACCUGGCUGGCGGUGGCAUGGCCUUGGGUGGCGGUGGCUUGACACUGGGCGGCGGUGGCAUGACACUGGGUGGCGGUGGCAUAACCCUGGGUGGCAGUGGCAUGACACUGGGUGGCAGUGGCAUGGGCGACGACAGCGUGGCAAGCGUCAACACCCACUUCGCGAGCCUCGAGCGAGCUGGUUAUGUGCUGAAGGAGGUGCAGGGGUCACCGGGUGCAACGGGCGGCGGAGGGGCACAGGUCAAGGGCAGGGAAACUGUCCUCUGAUACGAGGGGCUGCCUGAGCACCUGCUGGAAAACAGCACCUCAGGCAUGGUCUCUACUAGCAUAUCGUCUCCACGAAUCCAAAAAUCCGACGCCUACAACUCUUCCACCAAACUACAUUCCACCGCCACCUUCUCCCCACCUGUCGCCAGAACUGCAGUUUCAGGCAACACUACCGCUUCCGUUUACGCUCUCCACAACCUUUCGCCACCUCAACUCCACAAACAAUCUUCUUUAUCACUUAAAAAUGCGUCACUAAACUCGCUUACUAAGCCGACGGUUUCCUACAGCGCCCCAGCACCGGCCGCACCCUUUGGCACCAAGUCUAACUACUUCGGAGGGAGUGGUGGUGAUUUGGUCACCGCUAUCCUGAUGGGGGAAACAUCUCUAGAUGGAUUCGACAAUGUAGAAAGUGUCUCGAACAGGGGACUGAACAGGGUUAACAGUGUCGGCAGUCGUCGGAAUUCUCAGGUGUCGGGUCGGAUGUUCGGCCGACAAGGUAAUCGAAUGUCGGUCGCUUCCAUCUUGGGUGGACAACACGGGGAAAUUGAUACGCAUAUGACUCCUCUAGAACACGAGCUCAAAAAAAGGCAGGAGAAAGAGAAAAUGGAGAAACGUAUCACAGAAAUGGUUAUAGGUGACUUUUAUUAGCUAAUAACGUUUAAAUAGCGAUGUUAGUUGAAUACACCUUAAGAAGUGCCCAUAUACGACAAGGAGUGUACUAGUUGUAUACGCGUCUAUUCAUUCGGAAUUUGUUCUCUUCCUUCUGAUUAUGAAUGAAUUGAUGAAAACGCCGUUCCGAGAAGACAAAAUAAGUUGUGCAGGCAAGGUCAUGUCUCACUCUGGAAACACCUAAGGGUUAUGUAUGAUACCCCGUAUCUCGAGAUACGCUAGAGACACUCUGUGGUCAUUAUUGGUACCGUGACUGGAAGACUCAGGAAUCAUGAAUCCGUAGUUCUCAGGUAUCCUAAUUGAAAUCACAAAUGAAUUACUGAGGAGCACAGAAAAAAAUAUUUUAGGUAUCGCAAGAAUCAUCAAUAAACAGGAAGAAGGUUUUAACUCCGCUUAAUAUAAGCAAAUGUAUAAAAACAUUAUACCUACACAUAAAGUACUAGCAUCGGAAUGUGUUGAAUGGUCAAUCAUUGGCCGCUCAUAAUACGCCGGUGAUUAUUAAUAGAUCUAACUUUGCAAUAAAUAAGCAAUUCAAUCAAAACUCAUAAUUGUUGAACUAAGUGUCUAAUGUACAGUGUUGAACUGUGUUGGACUGUGUCAAAUAUCCAAUGUUGAACUGUGUUGGACACAAGCGUUGGACUGAGUUGAACGCAAUUGUUGGACCAUGUGUCAAAAGUACAGUGUUGAACUGUGUUGGAUACAAGUGUUUAACUUUGUUGGACACAAGAGUUGAACUGUGUUGAACUCGACUGUUGGACUAUGUGUCGACUGUAAAAUGCUGGUGAAAUGUUUAACAUUAUAUCUGACUGUGCGUCUAGGGCACUGCGUUGAAUUGUGAGUUUGAUGUACAGUGUUGUACACAAAUGUAGAACUGUGUGUUGAAUUAUCCAAUCAUAUUUUAGCCUCAGUGGAGUAUUUUUCAACAAGUUUUACCAUAAGGAAAGAUGUAUUGCGCUGCAAAGCCAUGUAUUUUAAUUUUACACCACGUUUAAAAAGACUAUAAACAUUCCGGUAGCGUAGAAAUAUAUGUUUUAUGCAAGCAUUUGGCUUAAUUUUUUGUAGUCACUGCAACGCUUCACUCGGUGUUUGUUGUUCUGCAUUCGUAAUUUCUACAUGAUGAACUAUCAGCACGGACUAGCAGAUUUUUAUGCUGCUAGAAAAUCCUUAUAGACUAAGAGCAAUUCAAAGAGUAACCAUUGAGGGUAAUUCACUGAUGAAUAAUCAUUGAAGGGUAGCCAUGGAAGGGUAAAUAUUGAAGAAUAACAAUUGAAGGGUAAUCAUUAGUUCUAGACAAGCUAGACGUCUCAGGUUCUAAGAGGUGCUGCAAAGCUUAGGCCUUCUAAGGCACCUAAGCGUCUUUCCCGAAUAGUGGACAAGCAAAGUAUCCUAUAGAGUUCUCUGAUUGGCUAGGAUGCCUAUACCUUGUGGUAUACCAAGAAAUCCUAUAGCAGCCUAGAGGGGUCUAUAGAGGGGCCAUCAAGGUAUCGUGUAAGAUGCGUGCCUAUUGGACUACCGAGGUAUCCUCGUGCAUCCUACUAGCCCAUGAAACUAAACCUCAAGGUCCACCGAGGUAUCCUAGAGCACUCUACUGGGAUAUACGUCCAAAGCACAUAGACCACCUAUAGGUAUCCUAGAAUGUGCUGCUGCUGCUGAUUUUCGUGUAUGUUUGGCACUGCUUUUAAUUUGUGUGUGUUGUUGUUAAAUGUUGCAUGGAAAUAACAUUCGUCACAAGCUUUCUACGGCAAUUUACGAAUUAGAAUGCUUAUACAUUUUAUAUUUAUAUUUAUACUACCAAAAGAUAAUCUAUCCUAAAUGUAGAAUAAUAAUUGGAGUUAAAAUGUAUAGUACCAGUCACACUGUGGGACAGUGGCCGUGAUCGCAACUGAUGUCGAAAAAUAUAGCUUCUAAAUCGUCUAAGGACGAUUACGUUAGAUUGGUUGAAUUUGAGAUUAGGUUCAGGUCGCUAAGCAAUUUAUAACAAACUUUUCGGCCACUGUAAUACAGUGACCGCAGAAAUGUCGUGCUGUUCCUGUGACGCAUGAUAUGCAAUUGUGCAAUGCUGUUACCGUCAAAAAAUGCUGUAAUAUUUGCUAGAGUAUCCCAACUGAAAUCUAUAUUUAAUCUUUUUGAACAGAAAUUAUUUAGGUUGGCCAUAGCAUAUAUUCAUCGUUUUGAAUGGAAUAAUGUUUUUAAUGUAUUUCUUAAUGUUUGUUAGUGUUAAUCAUGCAGUCCGUCAACAUGCACCUGGUCUCAAGAAUAAAAGUUUCUCGCCAACUAGAAAUUUUACAACAAAAACCAGGCUCCAGUAAUACAUGUGCGAGAACAAUUUUGUAAGUUCAUUACAUCAAGAAAUUUUUCGUGAUUUUUUUGCAAGAAAAUAUUUCCUGUCAAAAGCAAAAAAAUCUGUCAAAGAUUUCUAACAUGUACCAUACGCCCUCAACCUGCUGGAGCCAGCGGCCUAACUUCAAUAUCAAGCAGUUACUUAACUGUAUUCUAAAAGAAAUAUUAGGUUGAAGUCAUUCAAUAUCAUCUUGCUUGCGAACGCAUCACAUUAUUUUAUUUCAUUCAUAACUCAAAUAUAUUUCCUAAUCUAUUCCCCAUCAAUUUACUAUUUCCUUAUCCAUACUCUUUAAUAUAUUCCUAUCCACCUCCAAUCCAUUUACCACAAUAUAUCCCUAUCUAUCCCUUAUCCAUUUACCACAAUAUAUCCCUAUCCACCCCUAUCCAUCUACUAUAAUAUAUCCCUAUCCAACCCCUAUCCAUUUACUACAAUAUAUCCCUAUCCAUCCCAUAUCCAUUUACUGUAAUAUAUCCCUAUUCAUCCCCUAUCCAUUUAAUACAAUAUAUAUCCCUAUCUAUCCCUAAUCCAUUUACUGUAAUUUAUCCCUAUUCAUCCCCUACCCAUUUUCUAAAAUAUCUCAUCGCGUUCUUGCCUAUAACAUAAAUAUUCUAAUAUCUUGCCCUUCAUUCUGCAAGAUCAAUAUUUUAUCCUAUUUCUAUUUAUUACGCAUAUCCUUAUUAUAUCCCUCUCAUCAUCAAAUUUCUUAUAAAUCAAUUUAUUACAUAAAUAUUUAAAUUUUAAGUGAUAUACAAUGGUUAUAUUAGAUUUCAUAAUUAGUGUUUGUUAGGUUAAUUCAUUUUCAAUAUUUGUCACGUUCGUAAUUAUGGUCAAUUACUACCCCUUUUAUUGGCUCUUAAUAAUUGUUAUAAUUGAUAUAUGAUAAAUAUAUUUUCUGGAGGAUGUAAUUGCGAAAUGAUCGACUUCAUGGAAUGAAAUAAUGUAGAAUGAAACGUCGUAGUGACGUUUCAUUCGCAAUUAUGUCACGUCAAUUUAUACGUCGUGCCGCGAUUUUGCUUUAGGAUACAUUUUCUACUAUUAUUUUUUUGGCGUAAUGUGUGGUUUGUGGCUUAUGACACCAUGCACACUAAAGGUAUACUAAAUAUUUUGAACCUUAUAUGUAUUUGUCAUAGUUUAUGGUUGUAAGCAUGCGUGCAGCAAAUAUAUAUAGGGGCGUUUGUUGCUUAGCCCUGAAAAUUUCGUCUCACAAUAGGAAACGGCUUGGAAAAAAGGAGUGAAGAAUCGGAUUGAAAAUUCAAAUUUGAUUUUGUUUUUGUCAAAUAUAAAUUUAACUUAUAAGACACCAAAAUUUUUUUCCCUAUUUUAAACGAGAGUAAAAUGGGAGUCCUAUCUUCUUUGUAAAAUGUUGAUUUGAAAGGAUUUAUAUGUAAUAAAAAUGCAUAAGCUAUAUUAUUAUCAACGUGAUUAAGGAUUACGGCAAUGACAGGAUUUGGGAUGAAAGGAUUCCAAUAUUGCAGGAACAUAUAAUUGUCACGACCGGGCUAACCUAUUAGUAUUUAAUAUAUAACAUAAUUAUUAUGCAGGGUUGACGUCUUUAGAGUAUUUGUUAAAGGAAAGGGAUAUGCAAGUUAUUUAAUGACAAACUGUUGAUAUAUUUUGCAAAGAAUGAUAUCAAGACGACGAGCAUUACUAUACAUAUACUAUAGAACUACAAGUAUAUGGUCCUCAUAUACAUUAUUAUAUGAUACCCGACAACAUGGGUGACAUAUUUUUAAACAGAAAUAAUUAUGCCUCGUCACAUGGCGUCGGACUAGCAAUAGAUUUUAUAUGAUGUUUACUGGGUGUGUAAAGGAAUAAUCUAUUUGUUAUCUCAAAAAUUCUAAGUGUAAAUAAAUGCUCAAUCUAUGAAUGUUGUAGAUUAUUUAUAUAUGUGAAGGUAGGCUUGGAUAUGUACUUUUGGGCUUAGUUAUUACUUUAAUGUGCAGACUUUUUCUUAGUUGUGGCUUAUUGUACGGGGUUUUACAUAACAAUGGCUUAAUGGAUGGAGGGUUUUACUUAAUUAAAGCUCUGUUGAAUAAGGUUCUGGUUAAAUAUGUCUUCAAUGUCUUAAACGAGCCACUAAGGUUGCCAUGGCAGCUACAUGCUAUGAUUAUUAUUUGGUAAUUUUAUUCUUUAAAUAAAUUAUUGAAAAAUA